GGGCGAUUGGAUUCGAUAACACUAAGAGAUAUAUAUUGGAAUUGCAAUUGCUGCAUACGAAGUUUUGCUUUCAGCUUAAAACCCUUUCACUGCGCCUCACACAACACAACCCAACCCAACCCAAUCCUAAAACCUUAUCUCCUCUACCUUUGUAUCUCAGAAAUGGAUUCUGACCCUUCUCUUUCCCAAACUUCGCUUCUAAUCUCUGACCAAUCAACUAAGCCAUCCCAAAUUCACGAGAACAACGGUGCUGCUGCUACCGACUCUGAGAGCGAUGGCUUUCUCAGCGGCGAAGAGGGUGACUUGGACCCUGAGCCCACCCGGCCCAUUCUCGUUUACCCUCCUUCCAAAUCCCCCGUUGAUGUUGACGACCCUCUUCUCGACGACCAGGCCCACAGGCCCAUUGCCAAGGUAACCGCCGAUGACGAAGACGAUGAUAACGGUUCCGUUACUGCCGACGAUGAGAAAGAGAAGCUCAGCCAGGCCGUCCAAGAGAAAGGUGCUGACGCUGAUUUCGGUGAUACUAACGACGUUUUCGUUGAGGCUUCCGGCGUUGCUGACGAUGAUAAAGGACCUGUUGUUGUGGAAAACGGCGUCGAAUUGAAGAACGACGAUGGUGAAGGGUUUCAGCCUAGAGGAGGGGUUGAUGUGGAGAAUGGUGUGGAAUUGCACGACUCAACGAAGAAAGAAGAGGAUGCUGUUGAGGAGCAAGGCAUUGAGCUUUCACAUGCGGGUGAUGGUGGAACCAAUCAUUCGGAUUCUGUUGAUGGUGGAGAUUCCCUUGUUGAUAGCGUGCAGGUUAAUGUGUUGGACUCUGGGGUUGCUGUUGUUGGGGAUGAGGUGGAUGUUGAGGAGUCUCAGAUUAAGGGGCUGGACGCGCCGCCGCGUGGGGUGAGUUUGGAUAACGGUUUUGAUCCAAUUGAGAAGGGUGUUAUUGAUAAGGUUGAUGAGUCUGGUCAAAAUGUUGACGUUGGUGUUGAUGAUGGACAUGAACACAAGAGUGACAUUGUUCCUCUUGAAGAAGGUGGUGGUUCAGAAUUUGCUAGUGGGAGUAUGAAGGAUGAGGAAGAUGGGAUAAACAUGGAGGUGGAGGGUCAUGGGGUUGAGGGGGAAAUUGGGAGCCAUUUGGAGGUUGAGGCUGCUGGUGAGGAUGAUGAAGAGGAAGUUAUUCAUGGUGGUGACAGGGAGAUUGAUGGUUCCAUGUCGGAUGGGAAGGAUGAAGGAGUGGUAUUUGGAAGCUCUGAUGCUGCUAGUAAGUACUUGGAGGAGCUGGAACGGCACUCGGCUGGCGGUGGGAAUUUGCAGGAUGCGAGAAUUGAUGGCCAGAUUGUUACUGACUCGGAUGAGGAAGAGGAGAGUGAUGAUGAGGGAGAUGGCAAGGAGCUGUUUGAUACUGCUACCUUGGCAGCUCUUUUGAAAGCAGCAUCUGGUGCGGACCAGGAUGGUGGCAGUAUCACAAUAACCUCUCAGGAUGGAUCGAGGCUUUUCUCUGUUGAGCGCCCGGCUGGUUUGGGAUCAUCACUCCAGUCAGGUAAACCUGCCGUGCGGCCAAAUCGUCCGAGUCUUUUUAAUCCUUCCAUUAGUAGAGCUAGUGCUGUUUCUGAUAGCAAUUUGACUGAUGAGGAGAAAAAGAAACUGGAGAAAUUGCAGCAGAUUAGGAUAAAAUACUUAAGACUGGUUCAUAGACUCGGUUUUACUCCAGAUGAAUCAAUUGCAGCACAGGUGCUGUACCGCUUGUCACUUGUUGCAGGCAGGCAAACUGGUCAAUUAUUUAGCCUAGAUGCUGCAAAGGAGACUGCUUCCCAGCUUGAAGCUGAGGGAAGAGAGGAUUUUGAUUUUUCUAUAAAUAUACUGGUUCUUGGGAAAACAGGUGUGGGCAAGAGUGCUACAAUAAAUUCAAUUUUUGGUGAAACAAAGACCAGCUUUAAUGCAUAUGGUCCUGCUACUACUGCUGUGACAGAAAUUGUUGGGGUGGUUGAUGGAGUGAAGAUAAGGAUGUUUGACACGCCGGGCCUGAAGUCUUCUGCAUUUGAACAGAGUUCCAACAGAAAAGUGUUGUCUAUGGUGAAGAAAUUGACUAAAAAAUCUCCCCCUGAUAUUGUCCUCUAUGUGGAUCGCCUGGACUUACAAACUAGGGAUAUGAAUGAUCUGCCAAUGUUAAGAUCAAUUACAAGUGCCCUGGGUCCAUCAAUAUGGCGAAAUGUUAUAGUCACUCUGACCCAUGGUGCCUCUGCUCCUCCAGAUGGGCCAUCCGGUGCUCCAUUGAGUUAUGAUGUAUUUGUUGCUCAAAGAUCUCAUAUAGUUCAACAGAUCAUUGGACAAGCUGUUGGUGACCUACGACUUAUGAAUCCAAGUUUAAUGAAUCCAGUUUCCCUUGUUGAAAACCAUCCUUCUUGUAGAAAAAACAGAGAUGGCCAGAAGGUGCUUCCUAAUGGUCAAAGCUGGAGACCUCUCUUGUUGCUCUUAUGCUACUCUAUGAAAAUUCUCUCUGAAGCUGGUAACGUUUCAAAAUCUCAAGAAUCAUCAUUUGAUCACCGCAGGCUGUUCGGUUUUCGUUCUCGCUCCCCACCACUUCCAUACUUGUUGUCUUGGUUAUUGCAGUCACGUACAUACCCAAAACUCCCUGCUGAUCAAGGUGGGGUUGACAAUGGUGAUUCUGAUAUUGAAAUGGCUGACUUGUCUGAUUCUGAUCUAGAUGAAGAUGAGGACGAAUAUGACCAGCUCCCACCAUUUAAGCCUCUGAAGAAAUCUCAGAUUGCUAAGCUUAAUAGAGAGCAGAAGAAAGCAUAUUUUGAGGAGUAUGAUUAUCGGGUCAAACUUCUACAGAAGAAGCAAUGGAGAGAGGAGUUGAAAAGGAUGAGAGAUAUGAAGAAAAAAGGUAAGAGCAAAGUAAGUGAUUAUGGUUACAUGGAAGAAGAUGAUCAAGAGAAUGGAGCUCCAGCUGCAGUGCCAGUUCCAUUGCCUGAUAUGGUCCUACCACCAUCCUUUGACAGUGACAAUCCAGCCUAUAGAUACCGUUUCUUAGAGCCAACUUCCCAGCUCCUGACAAGGCCAGUCUUAGACAACCAUGGUUGGGACCAUGAUUGUGGUUAUGAUGGUGUAAACAUUGAACAGAGUCUAGCCAUUAUCAAUCAAUUCCCAGCAGCUGUUACGGUUCAGGUAACAAAGGAUAAGAAAGACUUCAGCAUCCACUUGGAUUCCUCAGUUGCUGCAAAACUUGCAGACAAUGGAUCGGCCAUGGCAGGCUUUGACAUUCAAAAUAUUGGAAAGCAGCUAGCAUACAUUGUAAGAGGGGAGACUAAAUUCAAAAAUUUCAAAAGAAAUAAAACUGCUGCUGGGGUUUCUAUGACAUUCUUAGGUGAAAACGUGUCUACUGGGCUGAAAGUUGAGGAUCAGAUUGCUCUCGGGAAACGUUUGGUAUUAGUGGGUAGCACAGGGAUUGUGCGGUCUCAAACUGAUUCUGCUUGUGGAGCCAACUUUGAAGUGAGGUUGAGAGAAGCUGAUUUUCCAAUUGGCCAGGAUCAGUCUGCAUUGAGCUUUUCUCUGGUCAAGUGGAGAGGAGACCUGGCUUUGGGGGCCAAUCUUCAGUCCCAAUUUUCUGUUGGGCGGAGUUAUAAGAUGGCUGUUCGUGCAGCAUUGAACAACAAGCUCAGUGGACAGAUUACUGUGAGAACAAGUAGCUCAGACCAGGUUCAGAUUGCCCUUCUUGCUAUUCUGCCAAUUGCCAGGGCUAUCUAUAAAAACUUCUGGCCUGGGGCUAGUGAGAAUUAUUCCAUCUAUUAAUUGUGUCUUUAGCUUGCAUUACUAGUUAAGGAAGUAGAGUAUGAGUUUAUCAUAUCAUGUUGCUUCUUUUCACGACUUUCUUAAAUAAUGAGUUUAUUCAGUUUCGUCUAGACUGUUAUAUCUCCUGCCAUAUUUCAGUGCAUUUAUGUGCCUGAAAAUUGUACCGAAUUGAGAUGGAACCUACAGGGAAUUUAUUCAUGAUUGUUUCAUUAGCUUAUGUUUGAAUAAUGUUAAUGUCAGAUUUUGU
This is a messenger RNA of Abrus precatorius (Indian licorice), 4030 nucleotides long. Its product is annotated as translocase of chloroplast 159, chloroplastic-like. The record is from RefSeq and is a predicted model, not a curated record. Gene Ontology annotation, biological process: protein targeting to chloroplast. The transcript has a single exon. NCBI's taxonomy places the organism in Eukaryota, Viridiplantae, Streptophyta, Magnoliopsida, Fabales, Fabaceae. Gene Ontology annotation, molecular function: GTPase activity; GTP binding. Gene Ontology annotation, cellular component: chloroplast outer membrane. The coding region runs from base 163 to 3783 and encodes 1206 amino acids.